Molecule: messenger RNA, 837 nt
Organism: Cucurbitaria berberidis CBS 394.84
Lineage: Eukaryota; Fungi; Ascomycota; Dothideomycetes; Pleosporales; Cucurbitariaceae
Exons: 1
Biological process (GO): regulation of transcription by RNA polymerase II
Cellular component (GO): core mediator complex; mediator complex
Molecular function (GO): transcription coregulator activity
Source: RefSeq, a predicted model, not a curated record
AUGGCCGAUCCACAACAGCAACAGCAGGAUGAGGACCUAAUCUUAAGCUUCUUCCCUGAUCCUCCCCCAUUUUACCGGCACUUUACCGCAGAGAACCGGGAGCGCUUGGGCGAGAUUGAGAAGGAAGCUGCAACUGGUGAUGGUGAACUUGCAACUUCUGCCCUUGGAUCAUAUCUCUCCGCAGAGCAGAUCCUUGCCCUCCCGACCGAGCUUCGAUAUCUCAUCCCACCCGCACCGCCCGCAGACGAUGAAGAGUUCAAGGUCUUUGGCGAGGCGACGAAAGCGAAGGGAUCAGAUCUCUUUAGCAAGAACAUGGAGCUUAUAAGUCACAGGAUGAAAGAAGAGGGUGUCUUACAAGAUUGGACAUACGAGCAACUCUACCACACCACACCCCCCUCUCAACCCACCACGACAUCCACACCCACAACGCUCGACCGCCAAAACUACCUCUUCCGCUUCCUACGCUCCAUGCUCCUCUCCUACAUCUCGCUCCUCGGCCUCGUCGCUAUCGACCCCGUCUCCCCCGCCAAAGACGACCAAAUCGCACAUAUCCUGACCAUGGUGACGAAUAUGCAUGCCCUGAUAAAUGAAUAUCGGCCGCAUCAGGCGAGGGAAACACUGAUUGCAAAAAUGGAGGAGCAGCUCGAGCGGAAAGUGAAGGAGGUCGAGGGCGUGAGGAAGGUAGGAGAGAGGGUUCGUGGGGUGCUAGAGGGGUUUAAGAAUGCAGUUCCGGGUGAGAAGGAUGAAGCCAAAGUGGCUGAUACUAUUGUAAAUGACGAGGAUAGGGCUCAGAUGACUCAGGCACAUAUGUGGGGGUCUGUGGAUGAAAUUUUAGGG